AGGUACAAGUCAUACAGACUGGGACUGAGACUUGUAGGAAAAUGGAUGAUAACUUUGGGGGAUCUCUUACUCCCCCUGUGUCUCCGUAUGUGAUAGAAAGGAUGGAGAUGGAGAUAGAAUGCUGCAGACCACCUUUUUUCUCCUGCACCUUGGCUCAACGAGAUGGAGGAAAGUCCUUUUCUGCUGAUGGCUAUCUGAUCAGUGGAUCGCUUAACCGACUGCUGUUAAAAUUGGAUCCUUUUCCCACUGGCUAUGAAGCUGACACAGUGGAUAUUUUUGGUUUUCAGUGGGUGACUGAAAUGGCACUAGUUGAAUCUCCGAAACUUCUCUUUGGAUUACUGAGACAAAAGAUCAGCUGUUUGGAAGGCUUAGCACAGGCUAGUUCACGUGAUUUUGGAUAUGCCAAUAGCUUGUAUGUUGAAGCAGAUGAAAUCAGACAGCAGUGUGUUAACUUCCUCCAGUACAUCAAAGUAUUUAUUUUCAGAUAUCUCGAAUCUUCCAGAGGAUUAAAUGAUGAACAAGUUCAUCCAUACGAUGAGCUAGAAGCCCAGCUGCCCUCGUUAUUAGUGGAAGAAUUAUAUGCACUUACUCUGUUUAUUGGCCACCUCCGUGAUCUUUCCAGCAAUACCCUGGCUAACUUCUCGAUACAGAACCAGGGCAAGGUUUUUCCACCAUCCUGGCAUUUGCUGCAUUUGCAUCUGGAUAUUCACUGGUCAGUGCUGGAAAUCCUGCAUAUGCUUGGAGAGAAAAUGAUGGGUCAGGUGAUUUAUGCACAUCAGUUUAUGAAUUUAACUGGAAAAAACUUGACAAAUGUCAGCCUGUUUGAAGACCAUUGUAACAACCUUCUACAUGAUCUGAUUGUUUUAGCAAUUAACAUGUAUACUAAGGUUAGACCAUCUGAAGUACUCACUAUGUACCAUUACCAGUGCAACUGUAUCAAAGAACUAUGGGUACUGCUUAUUCAUCUACUAGAUCACAGAAAUAAAGUUUCUCAAACUGAGAAUUUCUGGAGCUGCUGUAGCAAUCACCUCAGAAAUCUGCUGCAAGUGGCUUCUGGUGUGGAAGGAGCUUGCCUAUCUGAUGCCACUCGUUGUAAGGAUCCUCAGGGUUUCAGUUGGUGGCUGGUUACCCACCUUACAAUGCUCUACAUGUUUGAUAGAAAUGGAGCUCCACGUGAAAAGAAACAAAUUGAAAACAAUUGGAGUUUUACAGAGGAGCUUUUGAAACUAUCCUCAAAUAACCAGGCUGGCAUUUUGGAAGAAAAUUUACGGAUGCAUGUUCAAUGCUGCCUAACACUCUGUAAUCUCUGGGAUACUAACCUAAAUGUUGUUUCUAUACUCUGGGAAUAUUACAGUAAGCACCUGAAUAGUUCCUUCAACAUUCCUUGGCUUGGCUUGAAAGGGCUGGCCAGUGUGAGCAGAUCUCCUUUAUCUAUGCUUGAAAUGACAAAGACUUGUUGCUGUGAUGAACAAAGCUCCAACUUGUACCAAUCUCAGAAUAGUUUUCAGCUCUUCCUCAGAAUUUUGGCUCUACAGAUUUCAAAAGGAGUGGAAACAAGUGGGGUGCACCCAUGGAAACAACUGAAAGGAAGGAUUUAUUCCAAGUUUCAUCAGCGGAAGAUGCAAGAACUUACUGAGUUGGGACUACAGAACUUUUUCAGCCUUUUUCUAGUCCUUGCAGCUGUGGCUGGGAUAGAGGAUGUUGUCAGCCGGGUAGCAGAUCUUCUGGACCUUUUAAAACCUAGCAAGCUCUCUAUUGCCCAGCAAGCAUUGAUUUGGAAGGGAUACUUUGCGUUUCUUCUGAUGUAUGAAGAGAAGAAUGUUGACAUCAGCUUUCUUGCUACAAAACUGUCAGCCAACUUUCAGAUUGUAACGAAAGAAUUCUAUCUGAAAACCACUGACCAUACGCGGAAAGUUACUCUCUGGCCCUUGCUUGCAGCAUAUAUUGAAGCUGUGCAGGAGGUAUUCGAGACCAGCUCCUACCUCCACCUUUCCGAAGAGAAGCUGUUGAAUGAGGGGUUCAGCUUGCUGUACCGUGCCUGUAGGGAAUCGGAACUGAAUGCAGCACUCACAUUUUUGCAGGUUAUACUGGCUCGUUUGAGGAGUAUUCACAACCGCACAAGCCAGCUCCUUCUGCAGCCUCAUGUGCCAACAAACAGCCUUCCUGCACCAUUAGUUGCCAAAGAGCGCCACCUAGCUAUCGCCAGUGUUCUCUGGAGGAAUUUUUUCCCUUUCGUGAAGAGCCAGAGACUGUCACAGACUCCUUCUCCACAGAUAGCUGACAUCGCUGCAGGUUUUACAUUACUGGCAAUGGAUAUGCCAAGUACAGCACCUUCUGACCUCCAGCCACAGCCUCUUAUAUCCAUGGUGCAAUUAUUUGGCUGGGAUGACAUGGUACACCCUCAGCUAGUUUGUAGAUACCUCACUCAUCUAAUUCAAAACAGUUCGUUAGUGGAUGCUCUGACCAGCUUGGGAUGCAGCUCAUACCAAACUUUUUCCGUCCACACUUGGUUUCGCUGUGUUUUGCAGCAGCAUAUGAAUCAACCCCUUGGCAUUACAGAAAAAAUGGACUCCACCCGUACAGUUGGAUGGGUAAACAUGGAGCAGUUGGCAGGGUUAACCAGGAUUGUGUACAAACUCCCAGAAGUGGAGAACCUACUCAUCGAGGCUCAACUUGAUCAGCCAGCAGUAAAGGAAGAACCCAAAACAGCUAUCUUCAUGUUUAUUAAGGCCAUUGGGAAGGCUUACUCUAAGUUACAAACUCUAGGGGACAAGUCGGCCUUGGUCUCAAAGGCCCUGGAUUAUGUCGGUGACAUAGUGAAGUACACCAAACCAUAUUUAGCUAACAAAGGACCACCUGAAGGUCUGCAUUUGAUGUACUGGACCGUUGGUUGCAUUGUGAAAUAUUGGCCAUUGAUAUUGUCCACUUCAAAAGCUCAGCAUCUCUUGUUCCGCAUCAUUGAUUGUCUGCUGUUGCCACAUACAGUCUUCCAACAGAACAAAGAAUUGCCCCCAGCAAUGCUGUCUGCCAUCCGAGAUAACUUGUCUUUGUAUCUCCAGGGACUGUCAGCUAUCGUUGGACAAACUACAGUUCAGACUACAUACGUUAAACAACAGCUGCGAAAUAUUAUUCAGCAAUAUUUUGGUCGCUUUCUUCCAUCAUCUCCUACUGGUUCGGGCAUUGUGAAUCAUCCAAUCUUACUUGCACUUUGCAAAUCCAUAGCAAUGCCUCAAGGUCAGACUCUGAGGAAGGCUGUUCUUCUUGUUAUAACUGAAAACUAUUUGCAGUUCAGAGCUCAUGCUCCUCCUCCUCGGUUAGCAGCAGUCUUGUCAUUCAUCCAUGAACUGUUCAGAAGAAACCAAAGUAGUGAUGCAGCCAGUGAGGCGAAGUUACUCCUGCCUACUGUUCUGAAAUGUUUAAUAUUUGUGAACGAACCACAAGUGAAGAAGUUGACCUCUGAGGUCAUGCGGUGUAUAAUAGAAAAUUGUCAGUCAUCAACUUCAUGUCAAGUUUGCCCUCACUUGACCUCUCUGCUAAGACAGUUCAUCCAGGAAUAUUUUGGGAUCUAUGAUCAGCAGGUGUACAGCAUCAUGGAGAUGAUAACAGCCUUGAAUCGCAACUUGGUUAUUAACCUCAUUCCCACACUAAGUCAGACACUCAAGGACACUGAACAUAAGCGAGGAUUGGGCAGGAACAAUUCACAAAGGGAGGCCUACAGAAGAUUGUUGGUCCUUCUAGGGGAGGAAGGACAAGCUGAAAUCAUCAACUUGGAAAAAGUAUCUGACAAAGCCGAAGACAGAUGUGGUUUGUGAAAGCUUCCUGGGUGCACUUGAAGAAUUGGUGAAAUAAUCUGUAAAACUUCUUAAAAUAUGUGUGGAUGCUUUAAUGUGUUAUACUUUUUUUUGUGACAUAUCAACUGAGAUAAAAGUUUUUUAAGCAAAACUUUUGAACUCCACUUUUGGCUGCCUUCAGAACUCUGCUCGACAAAGUUGAUUUUAAUUAUAUUUACAAAUCAAAAGCAGACAAAUGUAAAUAUACAGCAGUUGUGGGAAUGAAUCAGUGUCGAAAU
Messenger RNA from Hemiscyllium ocellatum (epaulette shark), 4069 nucleotides. It is a transcript of the gene mms22l, whose product is annotated as MMS22-like, DNA repair protein. Gene Ontology annotation, cellular component: nuclear replication fork. The record is from RefSeq and is a predicted model, not a curated record. Gene Ontology annotation, biological process: double-strand break repair via homologous recombination; replication fork processing. Bases 42 to 3812 code for a protein of 1256 amino acids. The transcript is spliced from 25 exons. NCBI's taxonomy places the organism in Eukaryota, Metazoa, Chordata, Chondrichthyes, Orectolobiformes, Hemiscylliidae.